Drosophila rhopaloa is the source of this 524-nucleotide messenger RNA. RefSeq lists its product as uncharacterized. NCBI's taxonomy places the organism in Eukaryota, Metazoa, Arthropoda, Insecta, Diptera, Drosophilidae. The transcript has a single exon. The coding region runs from base 75 to 419 and encodes 114 amino acids. The record is from RefSeq and is a predicted model, not a curated record.
UGUAAGUUGAAGUAUACAAGAAUUCGAUCAACAAAAAGUAUAACUCUUUGAAAAAGGAUUUAAAAAAUUUGAUAAUGUCUUCUUCAAAAUCAUCGGAGAAGCCAACCACAAGCUCCGCCUUGCAGACGCAAAACGCAACGGAACGAGUGACCCACGGUUUUGAUGACAUCGAUAAGCGAUUGGAGAUGCUACUGGCCCGUGUGACUACUCUGGAGAGUUCGCUAAACAAGUUAAACUUCACCAUUAAGCCGGGCUCUGGAGGAGUCCCUGAAGACACCGAUGAGGAAUUAGAGGCCUUGCAGGACGAGUUGGACGCCCAGGAGCAUCAACUGUCGGACUUAGCGGAAGAAGAGGAUAUUGAAGAGAAAGAAGAGUUCGAUCAUAUUGAAGAAUUAACUAAAGAAAACGCAGAGAAUUAGUGCUAUGAAUCCUCAGAAGGAGAUAAAAACACCUAUUGUUAUUGUUAGUUAAUCGCAGAAAAUUGUUGAAGAUGAUGUGAAAUAAAAAUGGCCAUUUAGCGUUCC